UCUGUUGGUAUUAGUUAUAUAUUUUAUUUUGCAGCUCACUGCUAGUUGCUGUAGAUAAUUACUAAACUCUGAGCUUCAUUCUUGGUAAGAGAAUGGACUGGUUGCUUAUUUGUUUCCCAUGUAUCCUUGUGCAAUGUUAAAAUUCCUCCUGUAUUUCUGUCAGAAUUUCAUUUGUCAUAUCUGUCUUCAAACUGGAAGUAGAACUCUGACUUCAAAUGCUUUUGGUAUUCUUGCUUUUUCUUGUAAUCUGUUCUAAUCUAUCUCAUCAAAAUUUUGACCAUCAGCGACUUUGUUUUCCCGUGCCUGAGGUAUGAAAUAGUUGUAUAUAUUAAUAAAUGAUAAACAGUGGUUUUUUUUGCAAAAACAGCUUGUGAUUGCUGAUUUCUGUUAUGAAGGUUAUUUUCAGUCAGGCUUCAGUAUUCUCCACUAAUGUUUUUAUUAUGUGGAGGGCUAAAUUGAGGUCUUUAGAGGCCCUUGAGCACUUUAAGGAUUUUGGUGCCCUCACAUAUUUCUUCUCUUUCUGGCUUAGUUAACUGCACCAUAUAUUGCAUAGUAAACCUGGCAAUGGAAAAUUUGUGGUGCCCUCAUUCCUGAACCCUUUGGAAGCCAAUCAGGACUUAUAAUUCUGUUGUAUAUUAUUAUUUUAAGUCUGUUUGCUUUCCAUAUUAGAUGCAUGUUUUAUUUCUUGUCCAAAACUGAACUUUAUGAAAACAUUGGUGUCAAAUGAAUGGAUUCUCUACAAGUUGCAGAAAUAUGCACUCUGCAAUAAUGCAAACUUAUUUGAACUUUGACGAUUUCAUUGCUAUCAUAAAGAGUGAAUUUCUCUGAAAAACUCUAUCACUUUUUGAAUCAAAUAUAACUCUGAAGGCUGGGAACAAAAGAGAGAAAAGCUUCUGUUUUGGAGGAAGAAAAAGCUUUUCAAAGUUAAUGAAGCCAAUCAAAAUAUAUUAGUUUUCAAAUACGAUAUUUCAGUAAUCCUUUGUUUUGAAAUGCAUUGAACAAAACUGAAUAAUGAAUGAAUGUAAAAAAACAGGAUGAUGAGUAUAACCAGAAUGCAGAAAAUUUGAUAAUUAAAAGGCAAGCUUUUGUUGAAACUGAAUGACAUUGGGAUAUAUCUCAGAAGGCAGUUUUCUUCGUCUUUAUUUUUAACAAAAAAUCUUAACCAUAUAUGAAGAUUAACAUAAUACUUUCAUCAGCUGCAAUGGAAAUAAUGUGAACAAGAUGAAAUUUCAAAACGUUAGCCCAUUACUAUUGGAUUCUAAAGAGGGAUCAGUAUAUUAAAUACAGAGAACUAAAACUGUAAAUGAAGAAUAUGGAAACUUCAUCAGAUAGGAGUAGAAAUAAUAUGAAAGAAAAAAAAAUUCAAAAUGAUAGUCCACUAUUAUUGGAUUCUGAAGGAGGAUGUACCAGAUGCAAAUUAUGAAGAAAAUUGACUGUAAUUACAUUCUAAGAGUGAAGAACGUAAGGAUUUGCGAGAUGACGACCUGACGGUUCUGCAAAAGAUGAAAACUGCCUAUGUGAAUUGUCCACUGGCUCUACUGAAGAAGUGUCUGGAUGAUAAACAGAAGUUAAAAGUUUGGACUCGCAACCACAAGGAGGUUCGAGGGAUUUGUACAUGCAGGCUUAUUGCAUUUGAUAAACAUUGGAACCUUCUUGUGCAAGAUAUUGAUGAAGUGUACAUCAGACCAAGAAAAACUAAAACACCUUUUCUUCGGGAUAUUGGCCCAAAUGAAAAUAUUCCAGAGAUGCAGCCGAAGGUGCCUAAGCAACGCACACAGCCUAAACCAGAUGAGGAAACUACUGUUAAAGCUGACUCUGAUAAUCAAAAUGCUGAUAAAUCUGGAUCUGAGAAGAAGAAAAGACGCAAAAGGAAGAAGCCAGGACCUAUUUCUGAACGGCGUCAUUUUCCUAAUUGUUGUGUUAUCAGAGGUGAUAAUAUUGUUAUGAUUUCUCCUGUGCUUGGGGUGGUAGAGGACUAAUGAAAUUUGGAUACACAAAUUUCAUGGCUGUAAAUUCCUGUCCUCUCAUCAUUUCAUAAUCAUUUGAUGUCAUGUUUAGGCACUCAUGCCUAUUUUUUUACAUGAAAAGUUUUAAAAUAUUUGAUAUCAGUUUAUGUAAAAAUUGAGUUAUUAUUGUCAUCGUUGCAUCAUUUCAGUAGAAUUUUUUUUUUCGUGUAUGGUUUAUUUCAUCUAAGAUAAUGAUGAAUAUAAUAUUGUCUUUUGGAUUAUGAAGCCUUUUCAAUAAAUGUUUUUUCCUUUUUA
Stegodyphus dumicola is the source of this 2261-nucleotide messenger RNA. RefSeq names its product U6 snRNA-associated Sm-like protein LSm11 (gene Lsm11). Gene Ontology annotation, biological process: mRNA 3'-end processing by stem-loop binding and cleavage. The record is from RefSeq and is a predicted model, not a curated record. Gene Ontology annotation, cellular component: U7 snRNP. Lineage: Eukaryota; Metazoa; Arthropoda; Arachnida; Araneae; Eresidae. Gene Ontology annotation, molecular function: U7 snRNA binding.